Microsporum canis CBS 113480 is the source of this 1266-nucleotide messenger RNA. Its product is annotated as actin patch protein 1. The transcript has a single exon. Gene Ontology annotation, molecular function: phosphatidate phosphatase activity. Bases 1 to 1266 code for a protein of 421 amino acids. NCBI's taxonomy places the organism in Eukaryota, Fungi, Ascomycota, Eurotiomycetes, Onygenales, Arthrodermataceae. The record is from RefSeq and is a predicted model, not a curated record. Gene Ontology annotation, cellular component: actin cortical patch.
AUGACUAUGCCGCCCCAACCAGAGCAAGGCGAGACGCCUGGAGAGCGACAAGACCGCGAAAAUGGAGGGUUUCCUCAGGUGGAAAACAAGUUGACGUUGGAUCCUACCUCGGUCCUGCGAAUAGCCUCAUGGAUCACCUAUUUCUCGUCCUCCCUUACCUCGAAGCUCACACCAGGAAGCCAGCUCGCCGAUCCGAAGAAGCAUAUUGUCUGGCUCUUCGAUAACACUGCAUACCAGCCUGAUCAUGGUCCAGUAUAUGGCCCUCCUGGAUGGAAGGCUCAUGUGGUUGGAUGCAUGUUUGAGAGGCACGGACGACGGGAUAUCGGUAGAUGGGUAGCCAUCAUCGCUGACUUGGUCGGGAUAGAUGGUAACCCAGGUCUAGACGACAAGGGUGCCGUCCGCAAACGAAUCGCCAUGCGUAUCCAACCGUUCCUGAAUGCCGUUGUACAAAAUCGAUUCAUCAAGUUGGAGGUUCCCGUUUCGAACGAAGAAGUGCAUAGAUUUAGGCUACGCAGCUCCAAUAAGGACGGAAUAUCCGAGGAUGACAUUUUGAUAAUCCCUGCAAAUGGCAUCCACGAUGGAUCAGUGUUGGAAUCUCAUGCAAUAAACUGGGGACCAAAGCCCCUGACGAUGUCGACAACCUUUGCAGCCCAGGAGGGCUGGGCCGUCAUCUCAGAUGUUGAUGACACAAUCAAAUACACCCAGACACCAGACGCCAUUGGUAUCCUUCGUACAACCUUCGUUGAUGAUCCAAAACCAAUCGAUGGCAUGCCAGAUGUGUACAGUCGUAUCCAUAAACGACUCAAUCCAACUUGGUUCUAUCUCUCGGCUUCCCCAUAUAACUUGUAUUCGUUCCUGCAUGGCUUCCUUCGUUCCACCUACCCACAAGGCACACUUUUACUCCGUGAAAACUCGUGGAUGGACCUGGCUGGUCUGCUCAAGUCAUUCACCCAGGGCACGCAGGAGUACAAGGUUAACCAACUAGCCAAAGUAUUUGGGUGGUUCCCAAAACGCAAGGUCCUGUGCAUCGGAGACUCGACACAAAGUGAUCCAGAGGCUUAUGCAGAAGCGUAUAAGAAACAUGAUGGCUGGAUCAAGGCCAUAUAUAUCAGGAAAGUAACUGAUGUGGCAAAUAUGGCCGGCAAGAAUGACCCUGAAAGGUUCGAAAAGGCGUUUGAGGGCGUUCCUCAAUCUGUUUGGAAGGUAUUUGAGACCGCGGACGAGCUUGAGGGGCUUGUGAAUGAGCUCCAGGGCCAACAGUUCUAG